Molecule: messenger RNA, 927 nt
Organism: Penicillium canescens
Lineage: Eukaryota; Fungi; Ascomycota; Eurotiomycetes; Eurotiales; Aspergillaceae
Exons: 2
Coding region: 1-927 (308 amino acids)
Source: RefSeq, a predicted model, not a curated record
AUGAGCCGCUUACGCCCCGUGGCGGACUCCCUGGAAAAUGUGGGAUUCGUGUCAAAGGGUGAUAAGAAGCUGCUAGACCCCAAAGUCCAGACCGAGUACUUUGACAAGAUAGUCGACCGAUAUAUGCGAUUCUGCGCCCACCACUCCAAAGACCUCGAUGCUGCACUAGCCUCCCUACCCACAAGUGCCUCAAAUGACGCAACCUCCAAUCCUCCCGCCGCCCAGCGACCCUCAACAUCAACCCCCUCACAGCGGGGUGUCCCGCCCCCGUCAACAGAGCUAUCCACACUCCUCCUGUCCCUACGCAAGCUGCGCGAAGCUGUUCUAGCAACAGCCUCAAAUACCACGGCCACAUUCUCACAACGAGUCCACGUAUUCUCGAUCCGCUUGUCUAUUCUUGCGCAUCACCCUCCGUCGUAUUUCCCCUCUCUGCGAUAUAGCCUCGAUAAACUACACUCCCAAUCACACCCACUGCCAGACUCCGAAGCCAAGGAACUGGUCACUUAUUUAAUUUUGGAUUAUGCCUGUCGCCAACAGGACAUGGUUGCAGCCUUCGAGCUGCGCGCUCGGGCGCGAAAGGAGCAUGCAUUCCAUUCGCAGACGGUCGAUAAAGUCUUGGCGGCCUUGUUGCACGAUAAUUGGGUUAUCUUUUGGCAAUUGCACAACAGCGUCGACUCAUACACGCGUGCUGUGAUGAAUUGGGCCUCGGACCGUGUUCGCAGGCACGCACUCAAGGCUGUUGGUAGUGCUUAUCUCAACGUGCAUAUCAGUUGGAUUGUGGGUGGUUGCACUGGUGAUGAGCGGAGUUGGACGUGGGACAAGUUGGUUGAGGUUGAAAAGCUUGGUUGGGAGAGGGAAGAUGACAAGAUUAUCAUUAAACGGCCGCGGCAGCGUGCCCCGCCGAAGCCGGAGUCAACGACGGUAUGA